UUUGAAGAAGCCUGUUCUUUGACUUGUAUUAUAUUUCCUCUUUAUUAUAUAUUUCCCCACUGUCCAAACACCAAGUUUUCUCUGCUUCCUCAGACACAAUAAUAUACAACCCAUCCAAGUCUUUUCUGGAAGAAACUCAUCUCUCCUUGCUUUCUCAGCGAAAAUAUCUAAGAUCAUGGGUAGAGCUCCUUGUUGUGACAAAGCGAAUGUGAAGAAAGGGCCAUGGUCGCCUGAAGAAGAUGCCAAGUUGAAGGAGUAUAUAGAGAAACAUGGCACUGGAGGCAACUGGAUUUCUCUCCCACAGAAAGCUGGUCUAAAGAGAUGUGGGAAAAGUUGCAGGUUGAGAUGGCUGAACUAUCUCAGACCCAACAUCAAGCAUGGAGAAUUCUCUGAUGAUGAAGAUAGGAUAAUUUACACUCUCUUUUUUAACAUUGGGAGCAGGUGGUCAAUAAUUGCAGCUCAGUUGCCUGGGAGGACUGAUAAUGAUAUAAAGAACUACUGGAACACCAAGCUGAAGAAGAAGCUCAUGAGCAUGGCUAAUCAGUCUCAAAGAAAGUUACUUCAUCACCAAGCUGCAACCUUUUCAUCUCUUCUUCAAACAUCUUCAUCACCAUCAACAUCUCCAUCGCCUCAACUUUCAUCACCAUCAUCAACAAUAUCGUACACCAACAACAACACUUAUUACACCACCCAGGCCACAACUUUCAGUUCUCUUGAUCCACCAAAUUCAUUCUCAAACACUCAAUUGGGCAACAAUUCUUGCAUCACUGCCGGCUCAAACAUCCUCCAGGUCCCCCAAGAGAGUACUUUGUUGAGUCCUAUCCAGCAUUAUCAAGUGAAAGAUAGUGGCUUGAUGUUUGGAGGCGAUCAAGCAGCCACCAGUUGCAGCCCCUCAGAUGCCACCAAAGAAUUAGAUUAUGAUUAUGGCGGAAGAGGGAACGGUAACACCGAUCAAAUGGGUCUGCAGAAUUGUUUUUAUAUCUCAGAUGGUGGUGGUUGUGGUUAUAGUACUCAUGAGCAAAAGCCAAAUGUUAAUGGGGGUUGGGAUGAAACGCCAUUAUUGGACUAUGGAUUUGAGGAGAUUAAGCAGCUGAUUAGUACUAGUAGUUGUAACAAUAAUAGCAUUUUGUUUGAUGAAAAAAAGACAGAAGAAAAAGUUAUGUACUACUGAUGAAUGAUGAUGAUGAUGCUGACUGUGAGUAAAAUCACGAAGAUUGUUGAAUUUAAGUUUCAGAUUUAGACUCAGUUUGUAUGUAUGACUUUGGUGUUUUCAAUGCAAUCAACUUAUAUUAUUUUCUUUU
Molecule: messenger RNA, 1301 nt
Organism: Pistacia vera
Lineage: Eukaryota; Viridiplantae; Streptophyta; Magnoliopsida; Sapindales; Anacardiaceae
Product: transcription factor RAX2
Exons: 3
Coding region: 176-1171 (331 amino acids)
Source: RefSeq, a predicted model, not a curated record